GAAAGAUGGGACAAAAUACUAUGUACACCAUUACAUGAAGAUCACCCCUCCUUCAUGCUUGACUACAAGUGCACAAGCUUUGCACCAUGGCUGGAACACCAAUCAAGGUACCAGGAAAAUAUACUCGAGAUUCCAGUAAAUCUGCCGUCCUAGCAAGAAAGAUUCUGGUAUGGGUUUUGAUGUUAAAAGCAAAUGCUGAAUGUGAAUGGAUUUUGUUAACCUCAAAGUGUAGAAACGACCUCGCGGCAGACCUCUCAAACAACAAUCCUCAAAGCUCGCAUCGCAUAUUUCACAAUCUUUGUCUACUACCGCUCGAGAAUCAAAAGUCCGCACUAUGAGGAAUAUCAAGUCGAGGCGCAACAUGUCGCAACUCGAGAAAUUGCCAACGGAGCUUCUCGAGGCGAUAUUCUUCUACUGCUUAAACCUCAAUUUCCCGGUAUGCAGUCCAAUUAUAGGAGGAAAGCUAAGCGGAGAGUCUGUCUACAGCAAGACCAUUAUUGCUGCUUUUGAUCCAAUCUGGGAUGGGUGGUAUGGACAAUCGAUUAUUCCUAAUUCGAGUUUAGAAAUGAAUCAUACUGGUAGUGGCAACCUACGGGUAAGCCCAAACUCUAUGGCUGAGUGGGAUUUGACUGACAAUAUGCAUUCAGUCUGCAAUUUUGAAACGUCGUUGGGCAAGGGUACCUGUACUUAUCCGAAGUCAAGAUUUAUGGGUUCGAAAAUACGCACAAGGACGUCCAUUCCCGACCACCAUUAUACAGCGUCUGUGGAAUGGGCCGUUUGGAAAUGACAUCUGUGGAAGUGGUAUUAAAGAUGUUGAUCCUAAGACUGUUUCGGCAGUUCACUUAUUCGACAAUGAUUUUGCCAAAUUUUGUUAUAUCUUCCGACGGGCAGAGCAAACGUCAGAUUUCAUCAUGAAAAUCAAGCAUCUUUCGGGUGCCAUGAUGUAUGAUCAUGUGAACAUGGCCACAGGUACAGAGAUACCUAAUACGCUGUUGGUCGGCCCAUGGGAUGAGGAGGCUAUCAAGUUCUUAUAUUGGUUAGUUAUGGGAGGAGCACGUAUUGAUUGGCUCACAUCGACGAGUGGAGAGGUAUUAUUCUUAAUGAAUCACUUGUGUGUUAGGCAGCCAGCUAAUAAGAACCUAGGCAGCUAUAAUUGGAUAUAAGAGAGCUGUUCGGGAGUCCAGGAUCGAGGUCAUCUACCUCCUAUUGCUUGCUGGUAUAAAGGAUAAGCUUGAUGGUGAUAUCAUCCAAUAUGUACUCGAAAAUGCGGAAGCAAACCGGUGUUUUACCACCAUACUGAUGAUGAUGUCCCCUGAGCGUAUUUUACCCUCACUUCUGUUGGACGAGAUGCUCGUCUUCAAAAAUAGUCAUGAACAUGAGAAUGAUUUUGAAAAGCAUAUGUUGAUUGAGGAAUUAUUUGCUUGGUUUGAAUAACGGUAUGGGAGUUCCAGGCAUAUUCAUAUGUUUUUGUAUGAUGAUAGGAUGGACGAUGGCAUUUUGAUUAUUUUUCAUAUUCUAAGUCAAUAGUUAAUGCUAGGUAGUACUAUUUAUUGUACCUCCGUGAUGUUUC
Molecule: messenger RNA, 1570 nt
Organism: Sclerotinia trifoliorum
Lineage: Eukaryota; Fungi; Ascomycota; Leotiomycetes; Helotiales; Sclerotiniaceae
Source: the annotation of a GenBank genome assembly